Molecule: messenger RNA, 1206 nt
Organism: Fraxinus pennsylvanica
Lineage: Eukaryota; Viridiplantae; Streptophyta; Magnoliopsida; Lamiales; Oleaceae
Source: the annotation of a GenBank genome assembly
AUGUCGCGCGAAGCAGACUAUCAGAACCCUGGAUUUUUCGUCGCCGUGCACGUUGGCGCGGGAUACCACUCGCCGUCGAAUGAGAGAGCCCUCCGCAAUGUCAUGAAACGUGCCUGCCUCGCCGCUGCUUCCAUUCUUCGAAAGGGUUCAGGUGGAUGUAUAGACUCUGUUGCAGCGGCAAUUCAAGUUUUGGAGGAUGAUCCUUGCACGAAUGCGGGGCGAGGAUCAAAUUUGACGGAGGAUGGUCAUGUAGAAUGUGAUGCAAGUGUAAUGGAUGGUGACUCUGGAGCAUUUGGCGCUGUUGGAGCAGUGAGAGGGGUUAGAAAUGCCAUUCAGGUUGCUGCUUUGCUGGCCAAAGAACAGUUGUUUGGUUCACCACUGCUGGGUCGAAUAACUCCAAUGUUUUUGGUUGGAGAAGGGGCUCAUGCAUGGGCAAAGUCCAAGAAUAUAGUUUCAGAUGAAAAGGUCGACGAGUGGCUGGUGACCGAAAGGGCAAGGACUCAAUGGGAAAGAUAUAAAGCAAUGCUUGAUGAUGCCAAAAUUAUGACCAGCAAUGCUAGAGUGGGGAUCACUCAUGACCCUCAAGGGAGUGUUGCAGUGUCAGAGUUUCAACCGCAAUUGUCUAAACUGAAUCCACUGGAAGAGGACUUUAUAGUAGACACAGUUGGAGCUAUUUGUAUAGAUUCUGAAGGACAAAUAGCAUGCGGUGCAUCAAGUGGUGGUAUUGCCCUAAAGGUAAGUGGACGUGUCGGAUUAGCCGCGAUGUAUGGUUCUGGUUGUUGGGCAUCCUCAAAAGGGCCCUUUGGAGCUCCUUUUAUCGUUGGUUGUUGCGUAAGUGGUGCUGGAGAGUACCUAAUGAAAGGAUUUGCAGCUCGUGAAUGCUGUGUAUCAUCAUCAUUGUCUCAGGCUGGUCCAGCCUCAGCUUGUACAAAGGUUUUGCACUCUGUUCGUGAAAAUGACCAAUUUAACACUGAUAGAAGUGCUGGAACUUUACUAGUGCAAGCUGAAGCCCCUGAAAGGGUUCCUGGUACUUCAGCUAAGCUAGAAGCUGUUGAGAUUGCAGCUGUCUAUACUUCCCCAUCUUUCGGAAUAGGUUAUUUUGGAAGCUCUAUGGGGCGGCCGAAGGCGUCUAUUCUACGGAGUACAAGACUACAAAAACAAACUGGAGCUGAUCAGUUUGCAGAACGAAUCAAUCUUGUGGCUUAG